Molecule: messenger RNA, 1034 nt
Organism: Nicotiana tabacum (common tobacco)
Lineage: Eukaryota; Viridiplantae; Streptophyta; Magnoliopsida; Solanales; Solanaceae
Product: psbP domain-containing protein 6, chloroplastic
Biological process (GO): photosynthesis
Cellular component (GO): extrinsic component of membrane; photosystem II oxygen evolving complex; photosystem II
Molecular function (GO): calcium ion binding
Source: RefSeq, a predicted model, not a curated record
AGUCAGACCUCAUCCCAAAUGGAUAAAAGCGGGAACCCCAACCACCUAAUAACCACUCCCCCAGGCGUUUCUCCACACACUCACACACACACACAAAUGGCGCUUUCUUCAGUGAAGCCAUUCUCCUCCAUCUUCUCAAAUUCAAAUCCACCAUUAUUCACAUCUGCUAAAACCCAGCAAAGUUUGAAGAAAAACAACAUAGACCUAUACCUAUCAAGAAGAGAUUUGAUGAAUGUUGGACUUUGUGUAAUGCCACUGGUCUUAUCCCCUCCUCCUCCGCCUUCCAUUGCUCGAGAAGUUGCAGUUGGUUCUUACCUGCCUCCUUCUCCUACUGAUACUUCUUUUGUUCUCUUCAAAGCCACUCCAAAAGACACUCCUGCUCUUCGUGCCGGAAAUGUGCAGCCUUACACGUUUAUUCUUCCUCCAACCUGGAAACAAACUCGUGUAGCUAACAUAUUAUCUGGAAAUUAUUGCCAACCCAAAUGUGCAGAGCCGUGGGUGGAGGUGAAGUUUGAAGAUGAAAAACAGGGUAAAGUUCAAGUGGUGGCUUCUCCUUUGAUCCGUCUCACAAACAAACCUAAUGCAACUAUUGAAGACAUUGGGACCCCUGAGAAAGUCAUUGCUUCUCUUGGUCCUUUUGUCACAGGAAACACAUUGGAUCCAGAUGAACUCCUUGAGACUUCUAUAGAGAAACGUGGUGAUCUAACGUAUUACAAGUACGUUCUUGAAACUCCAUAUGCCCUUACUGGAUCGCACAACCUAGCAAAGGCAACGGCUAAGGGAAAUACUGUCGUCCUCUUUGUGGUCAGUGCCAAUGACAAACAGUGGUCUUCAUCACAGAAAACUCUAGAGGCUAUUCUUGAUUCCUUUGAAGUGUAGUUCAUUCUCCUCUUGUCUUAAUCUAGAUGAACUGUCUUCAAUUUCACUGUGUUUCCAUACAUACAGUGCCAUGGGGUGAAUGGCUUGAAAAUGAUUUUUGUAAUGCAAUAAACAAGAAUUGUUUCUAUUGAACCCAGAUUAUAUCCUUCUUUUUA